UCGAGAUCGGUGUGGAAAAACUUGACUGGCCUGUAUAUAGCCCUGACCUCAACCCCAUCGAACACCUUUGGGAUGUACCCAGGCCUAAUUGCACAACAUCAGUGCUCCACCUCACUAUUGCUUUUCUGGCUGAAUGGAAGCAAGUCCCUGCAGCAAUGUUCCAACAUCUAGUGGAAAGCCUUCCCAGAAGAGUGGAGGCUGUUAUAGCAGCAAAGGAGGACCAACUCCAUAUUAAUGCCCAUGAUUUCAGAAUGAAAUGGUCGACGAGCAGGUGUCCACAUGCCUUUCGGUCAUGUAGUGUAAGUUCCAACCACAGCCUUUUUAUAUUCACUUUCCCAAGGAAUAACCCAAUGGCCCUAGGAAUGUUACCAGGAACAAGCUUCAUGUUUUUUGUUUGUUUAUUUUUUAGGCUAUAGUCCAUCAGUAAUAAUCCAAAUUUGUUAUUUUUUGAUUGGUUGGUUAGUAACUUUGUACGAUUAGUCGGUUUAGUUGUCCUCCUCGCCCAUGCGCUGUCAUUGGUGGGAGGAGCGCUGCUCGCACCAGUAGUAGUUCAUGGUGAUUAUACAUAGGCUAUACCUGCAACUCCAAAGAAAUGGUAAAUGCUUUUGUACAUAUUAUAAGAAGUCAUUUUACGCUCUAAGUAGGCCUGUGUGUAUUUUACUUUAAAUAUAUGCGUGUGAAUUGUACUCAGUUCCUGAAAUCCCUCAUGGUUAUUCAGUAAUAUCUCUGUAUUCCUGUUUCUCAGUAUUUCCUCCAUGCAUUUGCCAGUUUUGUAGCCAACUUGAAUACAUACUAUCGUGUACAGACCAAAGUCAAAUAAGAUGUAGCCUACCCUUUGUAUCUAGGGUUUUGUUAUUAUAGACAAACUUUGGCAUAGUAUUAGUUUACUAGGCAACAUGUGGUAAUAACAGUCACGUAUGGUAACAACACAAUACCAAGCAUGUAUACAGGUGGUACAUUUCCAGUGAAUAUCCCCUCUCUUGAUCUAUUGUUGAUGUUGUCUGCCAAGAUGAAAUCUUGUCAGUUUGUUUAGUCACACGCAAUAUCUCACAGCACUGAAGAAGAUACUAUUUGACGAAACUUGGGUGAACUACGCGUCUUGCUAGAGAUCCGGCAUUUACAAAAUGACACUGGCGGCCCACGGCGGGAGCUAUAGAAAUUGGCAUGAAUUAAAGAAUGAAUGAAUGAAUGUGAGGUUCAUUCUGUAACUUUAUGACAGUGGUUGUGAAUCAUAAAGAUACAGAAUUAUUCAUUCAUAUGACGUGGCCCCAUUCAACAAAUAUGUCUUCAGUAAUAAAGAGCAUGGAGGAAGGCAAGUAGCUUUGCAAAAGGUACAUUAGGCCUACAUCAGUGAAGCACAGGAGGUAAGGCACAAUAUGAUGUUUACUGUGAAAUGUACACAUCUUCAGGGCUCGGCGUGGGCACUGAUUGACUGAGGUUUAUGUUUCUUGUCUUUCAGGUUAUCUCACACACACCCUUCCUUGCAUUGACGCCUACACCAGCCGGGCGUGGAGUCCCUGUUUCUCUGACAGUUAGCUUUUUUCCCAGCAUCGGACAGCAAUAAUACUAGGUGUGUGUGAUUAAAUGUGUGUGUGUGUUCAGUGACCGCGUCCGCCUGCGACACUCACUCGAAGUGUGUCGCCUCACACACACGCCGGCACUCACCAUGGCAGCGGAAUGUGUUCCGGAGGGGCCCGACCUUAAGGAGAUGAGUGAGGAAGAUGUAUGGGAGCUGAUCAACGACAACCGUCAUCGUAUCUCCCUGGGUGUGAAACCAUGUAUGUUGAUCCCAUACCUGCGCCAGGCCAGGGUCCUCACAGAGAUGGAUGAAGACGAGAUCCUCUCCUGCCUCAAGCUCAACAACAGCUCCAUGAGGACCAGUCACAUGCUGGACCUGCUGCGUAUCCAGGGGAGGAACGGCGCAAUGGCCCUGCUGGAGAGCCUGAUGAUCCACUACCCCACCAUCUACACCCAGGUCACAGGCCGCAAGCCCAGCACCGUGCCCUCUGGCUUCAGUGGCCUGAUUAAGUACUCGGACUUGACAGAGUACCUGGUCAAAGCCUUGACAGGGAUGCAGAAGGAGCUGAAGGAGGCUCGGCAGGAGGCCAGUCGGCUGGGGUCACGUUGCACCUCCCUGGAGGCGCAGCUAGGUCAGACUCUGGAGCGGCAGGAGGAGUCUCGCCGUCUUAAGGCCGACCAUGGCCGCAUGAGGAAGCACUUGGCUGCCGCGCACCACGACAUCUUGAAGCUGAAGGACGAGAAGUGUGGCCUGUAUGCGCGGUACACGGCCGUCAUCGAGGAGAGGUCGGCCGCCAACAUCCACUGUAGCGACCUCAACCUGCAGGUAUAUCAGCUUCAGUUUGAGCUGCGCAAAGCCCAGACAGAGAGGGACUUUGAGAGGCAGCGCUCGCUCAAGUGCCCCAGCCCCAGCGAGACGCAGAAACUGCAGGACGAGAUUAGCGCUCUGCGCAGGCAGCUACUGGUGCCCGAGAAAUACUCCCCGGCACGCGAGGAUAUCCUUGCCCAAGACCUGGUUGAGGUGAGGGAUGGCCAUAUGGAGCUUGCUGAGCAGCUCAGGUGCUACAGAGAGGAGAAUGAGCAGCUGAUCCGCGAGAGGCAGGAGAUGGAGGAACAUAAGGAGUGUCUGGCGCUGCAGGUUCAGAAGCUGACUCUGGACUGUGAGAUGUACCAGCAGAAUGGUACUGUCAAACAGAGCCAACUGAGGGAGCUACAGACAGAGAGAGACCACGCGUGCCAGUCCAGGGACGAGGCCCAGGCCCAGAUAGCCAGGAGCCUGGCUGAGAAGAACACGCUGCGCAGCGCACACACUGAAUGGAAGUUUAGCUGGGAGAGCCAGGGCUCCAGCAGUGACAGCCUCCCCUCCAGCCCCUCACCUCGUCCCCGCCUCCGCCGCAUGCAUGCAAUUGGCCCCGAUUCCAUGAGGGGAUGCAGUAUAGAGAGUGGCAAUGUCCCUCCAGGUAGUGUCCGGUCCCAGAAUGUGGAGCCUCCAUGCCCAGAGACACUGCGGAAACGAGAAAAGACCCUAUGGUGCGAUCGAGACAGCUCGGAGACGGCUGAAUGUGACAAUGACUUUGUGUUCAUCCCCAGUGGCAAUGAGGUUGAGCAAUCUGUUAUGUCACCUACACUUUCCUGCCAAAGCAACAACAGUGAUGGUCUCUCCAGGGCAUCAGCCCCCCCGUUCCUGCUGCGCUCCCGGCCCCGGGCCAUGCGCAUCACGGGCCGAGUCCUGACCAUCUCCUUCCAGGGGGAGGAGCUUCUGAGCCAGCUGCAGGUGGUGGGGGGUAACAAGACGGGCGUGUUUAUCCACCAGGUCACUGAGGGCUCCGCCGCCAACACAGUGGGCAUUAGUUCGGGGGCGCAAAUACUGGAGGUGAAGUAUGAGCAGGCUCAGCAGGCUCUAAGAAUGGUUCUGGAGGACUCCACCCUGGAAGAAGCCAUUUGGGGUCUGGGGCAGGUCCGAGGCUUCUGCCACCUCUCCCUGAGGCCCAACCAAGAUGCCUAUAAGAAGCUCCUGCUGCAGAGUGGCGAGGCCAUGUCAGGUGACUCCUUCUAUGUGCGUGUCAACAUGUCGUUAACCGGGGGCUCGCAGGACACUCUGACCGUUUCCUGUAACGACAUCCUCCACGUCACAUGCACCCGACCAGCGGGCACUGACUGCUCCUGGAGGGCCAGCCACGUCCACCCUUGCCAACUGCUGGACCUCAAGACUGGCAACUUGCCCAACUACUACAGGGCCCAACGCCUGCUGAUCAGAGCCAUCGAGGACAUGAGCCUCCAACCCAUGGCACUUAGAAAGGCCCGGGACAAGCAGAAGACUGUGAGGAUUGUCAGUACGGGGAGACAGGGGAGGAAUCCUCUGUGGGUCUGUGUAGAAGACAGCAAGGACAAGAGCACUGGGCCAGGGGAUGCCUCUGCACCCAGAGGCUGUUUGACCCUCAUGCCCUACACCCUGGUCACGCCCUACUUCCCACCCAUCUGUCGUCCGGUCCUCCUGCUACCCACAAUCCUCGGCCGUGUCCUGGAUCAGAAGCUGGCCAAGUGGCAGGGCUUUCAGUUGUGUGAGCCAGAGUUAUUGAGUUCCAGUGAGCACGCUACCAGGCUGCAGAGGUCUGAGGUACUGGAGGAGUGUGAACAGGGGGGUCAGCGGUGUUACACCCUGCAGAGUGUUGAGAGGGUCAUGAAGCAGGGUACCCACUGUGUGCUGCCUCUAGGUCUGGACUGUGUACGCCGCCUCCACAGGGCAGAGAUCUUCCCCAUCAUCAUCUUCAUCGCCCAGUCCAAGUCCAGAGCAGCACGCAAACUCAAGUCUAAGGUGCAGUGUCUGGGCUGGUCUGAGGAGCAGCUGCUGGAGUGUUCUCGCAGCGAGGAGUCCCUGCUGGACAAGCUGCCCUGCCUCUACCGCAUCGUCAGCCCUGACUCAUGGGACGACAAAACCACCCUGCUCACCACCCUGCAUUCCAUCAUCUUGGAGGAGCAGAAGAAGAUUGUGUGGGUGGAGCCUGAUUUGUGGUGAUUUUAAGGCAUCAGAGGCAUCAAUGUGAAGUUUGUUGAUGAGGUACUCGUGGCCAAAUUGGUUGUCUUUGAAUUCCAAAUUUGUAAAAUAAAUUAUUUAGUUCCAAUAGGCAUUACAUACCUAUUACAUACCAUUAUGGGACAAGGGAAAAUGGAUUGUGUAUGUGUACCUAUGAUAGCUACCUAUACAUAUGAAUUCUGUAAUCAAGGUAGUAUGAGGAGAUGUACCUGCACUUUGGUUUAGCUUCAUUAAGUUCUUGUCGUUUUUCCAACCUAUAUUUACUUGUAUUGUUUUUGGGAAUAGUUUUUCAAUGAUCUUUAUCACAAAGAUAUGAUCGUGUUAUAUACUGUGUAUUGUAUUAUAUACAGGGUUUCAACAAACCUGUUUAACCAUAGUCGUUCCCAAGUCACACCUGAAAUGUAAUGUAGGAAUUCCAGUCAGACUAUGUUGACUAAUUGUCAGACAGUUUUAAAGUUUCCAUACAAUGAGGGUUUUAAUUACCUAUUCUGAAGUGUGCAACUAAAAAUAGGGUGAAAUGUUAUGAUAGUAGGCAUUAUAUGGAUUUAUGUUGGAACAUGUUUUUAAAGCAGUGGUAUUCAAAGUCUGGGUUAAGGACCCCUAUUGGGGUCGCGGGGGAACUGCAGUGGGGCCGCAAAAAUAAAAUGUAUAAGAAAAUAUAAAAAUGAAGAGUACAGAUUAUUUUAUUCGACAAUAUACAGAAAGAUCAAUAUAUAGAAAGAUCAUUUGAAAAAAUGUAAUUAAGUAAAUGUAUUUAUUGAUUUAUUUUCAUUUUGAUAAGAGAUUUAAUAAAUUGACGGUCAUUUGAUUUACAGAUUUGAAGGACAAAUGGGGUCCUCAGAAAUGUUUUGAAUACCACUUUUUUUAAAAGGGUGACCAAGUAACUGGUAUUACAUGAGAUGACAACUCGUUGUAUUUUACGAUAUAUACGAUGACUGUACACAGAGCUCAGGUAUCAUUGACCCUUAGUCACUCACUCUAGGAAUGAGAACAAAGCUCAACUUCCUGUGCGGCGCUUAAGCCCUCCCACUCUCUUCCACCUACAUCCUCUCUUUAUGAUCUUUCCCUGCCCUCCUAAAUAACCACCAGGUACAGUAUUAGGCGCUGCCCCUGAGCCAGCUGUCUAAAACCUGCUGAUUGUGUUAUGUCAGUUGUGCCAUCAUUUCUGGUAAGAAUGUUUAUGAUACUUGUCAUCAUAGAUAUUAACAGAUGGCGGUGGAUUAGAGUUAUGGCAGUACUUUUUUUAUUUUGUGUAAUUAAACAUUUUUAAGAUGUGUUUGUCUUGCCAUCCGAUUGUUGCAAAAUGUGUUUACAGGUGGAUUACAAUCUUUUGGACACUGAAUGGAAAUAAUACUAUACAAUAUGUAAUUAUUUUGUAACUACAUACAUUUCAUCAUAUUCCUUUCGUAUUUGCACAUUUAUGAGAAAGCAAAGUCCUCAAGAAGAAUAUAUGAUUUGGUUUCUUCCAAAUGUCAUUAAUUUUGUUAACACUUGCAAUUAAUUAGCAUUUAAGCUUGAAGUGUGUUUGUGCAGGUACAUUUUAACGGUUGAUGCUCCAAUGUAACCAGCAGAGGGGGCAAGAUUAAAAGCUGAACGAAGGCAACCCGCAA
Salmo salar (Atlantic salmon) is the source of this 6162-nucleotide messenger RNA. RefSeq names its product caspase recruitment domain-containing protein 14. The record is from RefSeq and is a predicted model, not a curated record. Gene Ontology annotation, cellular component: cytoplasm. NCBI's taxonomy places the organism in Eukaryota, Metazoa, Chordata, Actinopteri, Salmoniformes, Salmonidae. Gene Ontology annotation, biological process: regulation of apoptotic process. Gene Ontology annotation, molecular function: CARD domain binding.